UAACAGCCUCGUUUGUGGUGUUUCGCACCUCCGGCCCUCAGCACGCAGGAGGGAGUUCAACUUUUGUAACGCAGUUUUGCCUACCACCUGGUGGAGACGCAAAUUGCGCAGAGCAAUUUGCUGCCCAGGCAGUUGAGAAUUGCUCAGCGCGCUACAGCGCAGGGCAGUUCUGCAGGCACACCGGCGGCGAAUAGCAGGCACUGGCACCCAUGACCGCCGGCCAGAGCCCAACGGGGCCACCAGCGUCCCGUGAGCUCGAUGUGGAGGCGCAGCAAGCGGGCGCCGAGCCGACAGUUGCCGGUGACCAGCCGACGGCGAGUGGCGGCAGCGACGCUGGCGGCGACCGCACGCGCCACGACGGCCUGGUGCACCGCCACCCCACCACCAGCAGCCAGGUGGCACUGGCCACUGACAGCAACGGCGUCGCCAAUGGCGGCAGCGAGGACAAGCCGGCCAGCGAGGCGGCCAGCGAGGAGUCGGCGGUACAGCCGGCCACCUACGGCGAGAUUGCAAAGCACUUUGGCAUCCUGGGCUGGACCGCGUUUGGAGGCCCCGCGGCCCACAUCGCUAUGUUCCAGAAGCUGUUUGUAGACAAGCUGCGGUGGUGCACCUACAUGGUGUUCACCGAGCUGCUGAUGCUAGGGCAGUGCAUGCCAGGACCCACCUCCACCCAGAUGGGCUUUGCCAUCGGUGUGCUGAAGAAAGGGCUGUCUGGCGGCCUGCUGUCGGGCGUGCUGUUCCAGGGCCCCGGCUUCCUCAUCCUGGCCAUCCUGGGCUGGGCAGCCUCCAAGCUCUUUUUCCUUGCGCUAGACGACUCACUGAACUCCCCAUCCCUCUUUUCCUCGCCCCUUCCUGCAGGCUUGGCAGCGGCAGGUGUUGCGCUGGUGGCCAGCGCAGCGCUGGGGCUUGUGCGCAACAUCUGCAAGGGCAGGCUGCUGCAGGUGCUGUGCACCGUUGCCGCCGUCAUCGCCUACUACUACCCCAAGCCCUGGACCUUCCCCUCCCUCAUCGUGGCCGGCGGCCUCAUCACCCUGGUGGCAAUGCGCAAGAACGAGAUCAAGGUGGGGCCAGGGUGGACCGGGCCCUCACCGCCGCCGCUGCGCCGCUGGUGGCCGCCCCCCUCCCUCCCUUCCCGCCCACAGUCGGGCGAGAUUGCGUACGAAAGCGCCAAGGAGCUGCACUGGUUUGCCGUCUUCUACCGCACCGGCUCGGUCAUCUUUGGCGGCGGCCAGGUGGUGCUGCCCAUGCUGUACAACGAUGUGGUGGACCAAGUCUGGAUGUCGACGGAGCAGUUCAACGCGGGGCUGGCGCUGGCGCAGGCCAUGCCCGGCCCGCUGUUCAACUUUGCCGCAUAUCUGGGCGCCGUGAUUGCGCAGAACGCGGGCGUAAACGCCAUCGUCGGCGUCAUCGUGUGUUGGGUGGGCCUGUUUGCGCCGGGCAUCAUUAUCAUCUUUGGCAUCCUGCCCUUCUGGGGAGGCUUCAGGAAGUUCCAGGUGUACCGCCGCGCUCUGCCAGGCCUCAACUCAACUGCAGUUGGCCUCAUCGUGGCCUCCGUGUUCCAGCUCACGUUCAGCGCAUGGGAGUCCAGCCCCCACCCCACCACCUCCAUCUGCAUCGGCAUUCUGGCUUACGGCGCCACCGAAGCGAUCGCCGUGCCGGCGCCUCUCGUGGUGCUUGGCGGCGGCGUCAUUGGCAUCAUCGCCUGGGCGGCCGACAUGAAGUGACCUGGGCGGCGGUUGCUGGGCCACGGCAAGCCGAACCGGCAAGCCCCUGUUAGCAGUCCCAAUGUCAUCGACCGCGCGUGGUAGAAACCAUGAUUGGUUAAGUACAGCCCUUGAGUACCCUCUCCUAAUGUUCUGAUCCCAUCCCUCAGUUCAUCGGCCGCUGCUUCGUCCUGCCACAGCCUGCUCUUCUGCUAACGCUCUCUGCACGCCCCUGUGCUGCCAUAUUACCUAUGGGAGCAUGCCAUUUGAUUGUCCAUGGAGUGGAGCCACCUUGAAAACUGGGCUA
This is a messenger RNA of Chlorella variabilis, 2010 nucleotides long. RefSeq lists its product as hypothetical. Lineage: Eukaryota; Viridiplantae; Chlorophyta; Trebouxiophyceae; Chlorellales; Chlorellaceae. The transcript is spliced from 10 exons. Gene Ontology annotation, molecular function: chromate transmembrane transporter activity. Gene Ontology annotation, biological process: chromate transport. The coding region runs from base 210 to 1724 and encodes 504 amino acids. The record is from RefSeq and is a predicted model, not a curated record.